AGAUUAAAAACGAAAAUCUGCAACCGCUAAGCAGAUAGAAUUUGGAGUUAUCAUUCCUGAAGGACGAUGUGUUAGAUAAUUUUCUGUUCUCUGUACAGGGUUGACAGUGUAGAAUGAAGUGCCGUGGCAGACACGGAAAAGUUUUUUUUUUUUAAUAAUUAUACAUCUAACCAACAAACAAGCGCCGAUAAAGCGCACCAGUAGUCUCUUGCCAGAAGUAACAAAAGCUGGCCAAUAUUUCCAGACGUAACCCGUGGAAACGGAAUGCUGCCUUUGGUUAGGAUUAAAUCCCCAUUCAUUUGAGAACGUUAUCGCCCGGAGCAAGACCCAGAUCAUCUUUCACACAACUUCACAAGAUAAAUGCGAUAAUAAGCACCACUUUAGAUUAAGAAGGCUCUACCGUGUGUGUCAUUAGGCUUUUUGGGACACCGUAAGCACGAUUGUUAUCAUAGCAGGUGUGUUGGGCCGUGUUUAUUUUUGCAACUACAGUUGCUUUGUGUUUAAGCCUCAUAAUACAGUAGACAUUGUCCCAGUGUUUUCCUUAGCUGUACCUUCUUGAACUUGGAGUCGAUUAUUCUUACUAGCAGCACGCCCUGGCGACAAGGUGGCAUAGUUACGUCUGAGGCGGCGUGGGAUUCAAACAGGUGUUUUUUUCUGAGACUUGUUUGUGGUGGUUUCGUUAAAUUUCUGUUUAAGAUAACCACAAAAAGCUGAGUAACGAAUGUUUUUCACGUUUUCUAUGGGUCAUAGCUUCUUAAACAAACGCUUACAACUCGUUAGGACGCCCGUGCUUGAGGCAUUCUCUCCCUAAGGACCAAUCAAGAGCGAGGACGCAAACCGCCCGGCAACUGUUGACUGGCUGAGCCAACAUGACCUUUGUGUCGGGUGCCUGGUUACUGACAACACCUUGCUAUUGUAGGGCGCACAUUCACACCGGCGGAAUCCAUUCUACAUGCCGACACCUGAUCCUCGCCGCAAGUCGAAAAUGGCGGUGGACACACAGUGGCCGGAGUCGACUGACCUGCUGACCACAGUUUACAGUCAAAACUGGCCUGCCCCUCAUCCGAGGGCCAACAAGAAAGGCUUUCAGGGGCACGUCAAGCGGCCCAAGUCGGCGGCGGCGGACUGGAAGCCUCCCGCCCGGUUAGAGCAGCGGAGUGCCCGGCAAGCGGCACGGCCUACGUUGGACCUGGACCAGAACACCCUGUCAUGGCAGGCGUGGACGAGAAAAACGUCUCCCCCUGAUCACGACUCCGACGACGACGGAUUUGACCCGUCCCUGUAUAAAAUCACCCAGGAAACUCUGCGGAGACUGACUGAGCAGGUACGGGAGGUGCAGCUGAGCAUAGGCGGCAGGAGCAGGCACGGCAAGCGGAGUUCCCGAGGUGCAGACCAUCACCGCCUGGGCCGGCCGCCGACACCCUCCAGUCUCAGCAUGCGGGCCUUCCGCACGCCGACGCCGAACAGACCCGAGGUGGUGCCCGACGCCUUCGAGCACGUCCACGACGCCAUGAUGGUGGUGUCGCCUCCCUUCCAGAAGCAGGAGAAAAGUAACCGAUUGCCACGCCCUACCCGCUCACCCUACGCAUCGAGAAGACGAGUGCCCUUCCGUCCGCCCUCAUCGUCAUGGUCCCCUCGCCCGGGCAGCGGCCACUCCCUGGUCUAUCCAGGCGAUUACAACGAACGGAUAGCCGACCUCGCUAUCCAGGCUACAGCAGGCAGUAACAAACCUCUACUGAAAGAGGCUCUGACUGCCUCUAGUGCUGAUAACAGCUCCGACUACGAUACAGACUAUUCUGAGACAGAAAGACAGCAGGGCGAAGAAGGCACGAUUCCUAAAGACAUUCCAGAUUUACAGCUCAAGCCAGAUAGUGUGGAACUGGAGGACAUCGAACGAUUCUUUGAUGAUUACGAUAGCGAUGAUAGCAAAGAAGGCGAGUCAGACGUCUUUCCGUUUCCGGACUUCUUGCCUAAACCGUUCAAUGAGUGGGACCUGCAGGAACUGGCCCUGCUGUCAAACAAGAACUGGAAAGACGCCGUCAGAGUCAAACCGAAAGGACAGUACCUGGACAUCAUUGACAGGCUGAUGGAGUUCGAGCGGCUCCAGCUGCAGACGAUCCAGUGGGAGAUGGAAAAAAGUCAGCGUCCUUCUUCCCGCGCCGCGUCUAGAUCGGGCGCUAGUAGGGAACGUUCUGCGGCGUUAGCGAAACCUAAAGCCGGGCAGGGCAAACCGUGCCACCCCGACUGUGUACAGCCGAUGUGUGCGGGAAACUGCACGCAGAAAAGGGUGCCGUCCGGGCGGGUAUGUAUCUACUGCCGUCAACGCUACUGCACGGGGACUUGUAAAGAACACGGGUACGACAGCCACCAACGUCAGCCGCCCAGAGAGGAGGAGGACAAGAAAGGGUCGCCGUCUCGGCUUGCGAGACCCAGGUCUUGUACACCUUGCCAUUCUAAGCAACGGUCGAACGCUGCUGUAAUAAACGAGAACAAUACCGUCCUAGGUCGACCGAAAUCCAGCAAUAUAACCUUCAGCAGAGGGCAGUCGUCUGUUCCCAGCAAGCCAAUCCGCGAGCACACGUAUGUUAGUAGCAAAUCGAAAUCAAACGAUGCGCACAAACAUGACAAAACUACUGCUGCACGACCCCCCACGGGAAAACGCACGCCAGGGGGACGGGACAAAGUUAUGCCGGGCAAGAGUUUCUCGUCGCAAAGGAGACAUUCGCUGACCGACCUGACGGCGACGACCCGUGACAAACAGUCGACCAAUGGGACAACCAAACGAAAAAGGCCCAAAACCGCAAAGAGAGCAAGCAAGAACUGAGCACGCGAUGUACUGAGUUAGAACUGGUACUGAGUUAGUCACCAAAUGAAUGUUCCAUAUUCAGUAGAAGCUGCCAAACUAUGAUAAGCCUAGUUACUUUAACGAAAAAGAUGGGUAGAUUGAAUGAUCAUUAAUACCUUUCAUAUGUAGCUACAUAACAGGUGUUCAGUUCGAAAAGAUUUGACUUACUGGUAAUUACCUGAUGAAUAGGUGAGUUUGUGACCGGUUACAGUUUCGGUAGCUAGCGGGUCGUCGCCGUUAUUUUCCAUGUCACAAGCGGUCGUUGCCGUUUAAAAUAGUGGACGCUAUAUCGCUGACUGGUCGAAGUCGAUUCGAGCGUAUUUUCUUUGGCAGACAUGGGGCAAAAAUGUAUAGAAAGCAGCAUUUCAAUUUCAAACGUAGUUAAAACAAGAGCAUCGUGAAAAAUAUUGAAGAAAAUAUUGAAAAAAGAAAAUGCACUACCCGGGUUCCAAGGUCAUAUAGGCAACGACCGUUUACAGCGGAGAUUAGCGUCGUCACCGGAUCGUGUUGCAAUGUUUAAAGAAACAGUGAGCAGCGACAAUAGAGCACGAACCAUGACAACUACCAUACUUUCAACAGGCUCAGUUUCGACAUUGAAAUUCCACAUGUACUUCGACAUUUGGAGCAGAUGUCGAGUUUCUUCCUUGCCGUUCUGGGUUGUUCUGAGAACAUCCGUCGGGACCCAUUUGUGAUUUGUUGCAUAUGCAAUAUUAUGUUAUUUCUUUACUGUUGUGUCAAGUGUACAGUGAAAUAAAGCAGUGGUCAAUCUA
This is a messenger RNA of Branchiostoma floridae (Florida lancelet), 3615 nucleotides long. RefSeq lists its product as uncharacterized. The coding region runs from base 953 to 2824 and encodes 623 amino acids. The transcript has 7 exons. The record is from RefSeq and is a predicted model, not a curated record. NCBI's taxonomy places the organism in Eukaryota, Metazoa, Chordata, Leptocardii, Amphioxiformes, Branchiostomatidae.